UUACUAGUCAAAAAUAAUCUGUAAAUAAACCAGUGAUCAUAAUAUACAACUUAUUCACACCUAUUUUCACAUUAACCCACGCAAACGCAACGUGUUUUCAGUAGCAGAAGCUCCUCUCGAAACGAAAUGUUGUGUUUUUAGUUUGACGGUGAAUUUUUGCUGGGUCCAGGUGAAAAUAGGAGAUAAACAAGUCAAAAAGGGAACUAUGGACGUUAUCCGAUCUGGCACGUACUAAUGUUUAUCUCCUUUUUAAAAUUGUAUAUUGACUAAACAUAUGGAAUCUCAAUUGUCACCAGAUAGCGAAAAAAAAUUACCACCAGUGCAGAAAAAGGAAUACCAAUGGGAAGAUUUGAGGAAAGAUCGUAAGGCAGGUGGAUAUCCUUGGACACAUCUCUUAAAAGUGCCGCUGGAAGGUGAGAUCACCGCUGAAGAUAUAAUCCGAGAAACGACGCCAAGAAGAAGUAUGUCGCGAGAAUUUUCUAAAUCUCGGACUCAUUCACCUGUAGACAGAGGUAGCCAAAAAAUACUAAAUCUCGAUUCAUCUCCUGGCAGCAGUAGAAAGCAUGGUGAAGAGGGUGAGGAUGAAGGUGUUCAUAUUCCAAAUUUUUCAAAAGAAAUUUCUUUAGACUCAGAUGAUGAUAUUCUAAAUAAAAAGAGCAGUACAAAUGCACCAAAUCCUUCUGAAAGUCACCCGAGUGCACACUUAGUGGCCCCAUCAGAAAUCCCUAAAAGUGUUUCCCCAAAAAGUAUUUUGAAACGACGUAUACCAGAACCACAAUACAUAGGUGUUUCAGAAACAAGGGAAAAAACUAGAUGUUGUCACCCACUUGUAAAUAAAAUAAAACACUUAGCCGACAAAACAUUACAUAAGUUAGAUAAAACUGAAAAUGAUAAGUCACCUUUAUCAAAACGCAAGAAAAAUGAAAAAGGCCAAGAAAUCAGACAGUUAAAAAAUUCACCUGGAGCGGUCCGAAGGCAAAAAUUUAGUGCUAUUAAGUUAGGUGAUUCAGAUGAGAUGAGCAAAACUAUGAGUAUAGACACACCUCCGCCGAGAAAGAAGAAAGAACACAUAUAUGAAGAUAUUGAUGAAUCUAAGGACGAUAACCUAGAAAAAUCAUUACAAUAUUCAUUCGAUUUACAAAAACAGUACAAUGAAAAGAAUAAUAACUACAAAGAGAACGAUAGUAUUGCAGAAAUAAAAUCCAAUGCUUCUCAAGAUCCAAGUUUAGUAACUGAGGAUAACUUAUCUUUAAAAGCCGACGAUCACAUAAUGGAAAAGUUAUAUAAAAAAAAUGACACAAACAGGGAAGCUAUACUGUUAGAUGAGGAGAUGGACCCAGAUGAACCCAAUGUAGAGGAAGUGUUCCAAAAUCAAAAAGAUGAUACUCGAAAAUGUGAUGACUCUCCUAAUAUCACUAUUACUGAAAUAAUUGACGAUGACAAUAGCAUUGAGCAAUCAACAACAAUACCUAUCGAGACAUCACCAAGCCCGAGUCCUCGCGAUACUGAACGAAAACAAAAAGAUGCAGAAUCCGUCGAUAAAGAAUGGUCUAUACCCAACAGUGAUCACGAAUAUGAAAUAAUAGAGAAACCACCUCCUAAUAUAAUUUAUACAUCAGAAAAUACAGACGAAAAACCAGCCAUGGUUAAAACUGAAGACGAGUUAUCUAGUACAACAUCAUUGGAACAAAAAUAUUUACAACAUACAUCUGACGAAGAAGACCAUAUUGUGGAUGAUAAAGGUCAGACAAAUGAAGAAAAAACUAACGAAAAUUUGAUAAUUGCAGAAGCACUACAAAAAGAUAUUGAAGAACGGUUUUUUGUAAAUACGCCUUCAAGUGCAUCGAGAACUGAAUGCGAGGUUAGUACAAGUCAAAUUGAGGAUUCAUCCGCCUUAGAAAAUUUGCCUUUGAAAAGAAGCAGUCGAAACAAAAAUUCUGAUGGUACUGAAAAUAAAUUACAACAGCGUUUUAAAGAAGGAACAGGGAAAUUAAAAUCACAAGCUGGAAAACUUAAAGCCAAAUUAAAUAACAUAAGAAAUAAGCAGUUUAGUUUACCGGAGAGGCCUAAGUUUAAAAUGCCGGAACGGGCAAAAAUUUCCCUUCCAGAGAGAAGAAAAUUCAGUUUGCCAGAAAGACCUAAAUUUAAAAAAAUUAAUAUAUCUGAAAAAUUAUCUUUUGGUGACCGAAAAAAGUUUAGUUUACCGGAUCGACCUAAGUUUCAUGUUGGUGAAUUUACUAAAUUUAAAAUGCCUGAACGUAUAAAUUUUCCCAGUCUUGGCAGAAAAAAGGAGAAGAAAACUGAUAGCAAUAAAUCAGAAUCUACAUCUGACUUACAGAAUGUGGCCUCUGUAGAAUUUGAAGCUAAAACCUAUCCUAGAUUAUUUGGCAGAAAGAAAAAGCCUCCUUUAACUAAAACAUCUUCAAGCCCUAUACUAAAUAGAGAAGAUACACCACCACCAACAUUUACAUUUACUAGGAUGAAAAAAAGUAACCAAGAAGAGCCUUCCUCAUAUAUACCAGAUACUUCAGAACAACCACGAGAGUAUGGUUUUGUGGAUAAUGACAUCAACUAUGAAACCGAAAUGGAAGGAAGGAAACAAUUUAGCACCACAUAUGAUUUUGACAAACUGGACCAAGAAUACGUAGAUGAAGAGGAAAAUCAAGAAAUCCUUAAAGAUAAUCUUAUCUCAGUACAAAACGCAUCGCCGUCUGAUCAAGAAUAUACACAUAUAAACGAAUUAAAUAAUGACGAAUUUUUUGUACGACCGAGAGGAAUUUCUCGUGAAAAUAUUCAAGUUCGGGAAUAUUUAAGCGAUGAAAUUCGACAAGCAUUUAACAUUCCCAAAAAUGUUCUUGCUGUUAUGGGGAAUACCCAGGAAAUAAAAAAUACUUAUGCGAACGAACCAGAAGCUGAUUCAGAAUUUAUGAUUGAUGAUGAGCCAACAAGAUAUUCAACCGAGGAUAUAAAUGAAAGAGAUGAUGGAUAUUAUACAUUCCCACCUGUAAGACCUUCUAGAGCAAAACGAAAGAAAAAGGAUACCGAAUCAAUAAAAUUUAUUGAUGAUAGUGUGAAUGCCAGCAUACAAUUUAGUGAAGUAGAUUUAGGUCUCUCGGAGGAUCAACUACAUAACAAACAAAUAAACGGUGAUAUUGAUGGCGAUAGAGAAGUCGGAUUCAAUAGUUCGGUUAACGACUUUGACAUAAAACCGACCACAGAUCUACAUUCAAUACAUGAAUAUGCAAAUGAUGAUGUUAUAGAAUACCCAGAUGGUCUUACAAUUCAGUCAAAAACUCUUCCGAUGCCACCAAAAAGAAAGAAAAAGUCCAUAAAAAAGGAUCAAAAGCAUUCGUCGUUAAAUGAUUUUAAUAAUUUUACUACACCAGAAAUGUGGCGUUCAUCCAAAGAUCCAAAUGAUAUCAUCGUGUAUAGAACAGAGCACGAAUAUAUUGUUCCUCAAAGUGAUAUACCGAUAGCCGAGCAAAGUCCUGUGCCUCCAAGACGUAAUCAAUCAAGGAGCUCUCGAACGACGUCUGUAUGUGACGACGACCGAACUUCACAUGGGGCCGAAUCAUUGAUUUUGGAUACUCAUUUACCGAUCACUGAGGAUGUCAAAUUGGAAGCUGGUAUUCGUCAAGAAAGUCCCGGAUAUGCUACAGUUGAUAAAAGUUACAUACCAGGUAAAACAUCUAGACGGUCAAAAAGUAAAACACCACCUGCAAGACGUAAAAGUAAUAGUUCUGAACGCAAGUAUUACACCGUGUCGGGUGCAAAGUCUGCUUUCCCUAGUCGACCUCCAAGAAAAAAAUCGUCAACAAGUCUAAUGACUUUAAACAGUUUUAGAAAAGAUUCCUUCACUGGUGAUGUUACCCAGUAUGAUGAAAUAGGUGAACCUCAGUUUGAAGAAGUGCACAAAACCUUACAAUCUGGUGCAGUUGUAAGCAAAAUGAAAGAUCGACCCUUACCUCCACCACCACGUCCACCGAGAGGGCCUAAGCGUAAAAAAUCUGAUGAUGUAACAGAGUAUUAUAAAUCUAAAUCGGAAACACAGUUGCCAACUUCACCUAUGUUCAGUUCAAAUACAACUGAAGAGCAAGACGUUGUUGAAAUUGAAGUUUCAACACAAACAGACCCAUUGCCAGACGACAUCGAUUUUGAAUUAGGAAUCGAUGAAAAUCUUGAUAUAUCUAUGACCAGCUCACUAAGAGAUAUCAUAGACGAAGAAUCUAUGCUAGGUAAAGGUUAUGAUAAACCUGCACAACCCCGUCGUCCUUCACGGUCACUUUCAAGGUCGGAAAAGUCUCUAAAAUUGUCGGAUCCCAAAAUGUCUGAUUAUUCUAAACCAAUUCUUGGACGUACUUCACCGGCGGUAAUAUUAGUUGAAAAGCGUGUAUCAAGUCCAACGAAAAUUAAUGAAAAAGAUGAAGUCUUAACCGAAGCUUCUCUGACAGUAAAACAUAUUGAUAUUGAUGAAUCUCAAAUACCAGAUGUACCGCCACUACCCAAAUCAGUAAGUAAAAGUAUGACAACGCCACAAUCGUCUAAUGUUACAACUACGGAAGAUAGUCGAGCGAUUAAAAGAGUUUCUGAUUCAUGCAGAGAUGUACAAGUAGACAAUUUAAUAACACAAAGACUGCAAGUCAAAGAUUUAGAUGUGGGUCGAUUAAACGUUUCUGAGUUGCAGGCUACGAAAAUUCUUGUAUCAGAUAUUGAAGGUAUGACAUUAAAUGUAAACGAAUUGGAUUCUAAGUCUGGUCAUAUUUCAGUGAGCGGGAUUGAAUUUUCACAAUCAGUUAUAGACGAAAUUGUCAAAAAAUUUGCUGAAAUAUCGACCAGCACUGCUCCUACUGUACCACCGCAAAUCACGCAAACUAUAGAAACGGUGACUAUCCCAAGACCAAUAAGUAGAGAGGAAGAAACUCAAACAGAAUCUCCACCAGCCGAAACCAAGACUUCAUCGCCAUCCGUACCAGCACCUGAAACUAUUGAAGAAAUUACUGUACCUCCGCAACGACCUCCCCCCCCUGAUUUAACUCCGCUAUUAUACUCAUAUUUACAGGACAUAGCCAUCCCAUCAACUUCUUUACAGCAAGGUCGCUCGUUCAGGGAACGGCAUAUAGGGGAAUUCCACGAAAGUCAAUUUCAAAUGCCACCGUCCCCAUCUCGACGAUCAAAAAGGAAACCAACGGUUCCAUUCAGCGAGUCGAGUUCAGACGAAAACAAACCUAGGCCCUCACCAAGACGAAUGCCACCACAGGUCAGAGCUCAUGAACCAACUAUAACCGAAGCAGGGGCCCAAUUUCUUCGUGUAUGCCAAAAUUCUAUAAGUAGAACUUUUAGAAAUAUUUUCAAUACAUUCAUGUCCUACAUCAGCAGAACGGAAGAUAAAAGGGACGCUCAAAUGGCGAUGGUCAUAUUCCUUGUUUUGAUUGCAGGAUUGAUUAUGUUCGGUUUAAGCGAUAGUCGAACGAUACACCAUCAUCACUGGGAGUUUUUCAAUCCGCCGGACAAUAAACAGUGAUUGAUGAAACAAGGAAAUAAUAUCUGUUUGAAAAUUCCAAAUCAGGAACCGUUUAUUUUCUGUUUCAUAUUAGCAGUGACCUUUUUGCAAGCUUAAAAAUAAUAACAAGCAUUUCUAACCACUUUCCAGCACUAUAUUGUACCCAUCAUUUAAAAAAUAUAGAGCGUUUAAUUUAUUUUUUAUUUUUAAGUAGCUACCAUAUUUCGGUUUAGGUAAGAUUUAUUGUGACUUAUAACAUUGCACAUAAUGGAUUCAACAUUAAUAAAAAAUUAUAUUUAAGUAUAUUAUUGUAUAGGUAAUCGGUACUAAAAGGUUUUUCUAGAACGAAACGAAAAUGUAGAUAUUACAUAUUGUGUAUCCAUCCUCAAAGUUAUAUCCUCGGGUCUCUAAAGCAUUAAAUUGUUAGGUAUCCAUAUAAUUAUUUACAUGUUAUAACAUAGUUGUAUGUGUUGUUAUUAAUUGCACUGUUACCUAUGUAAACGUAGUUUGUGGGCUGGUGUUAUGCAUUUUGUAAACUUGAUUUGUUUUGUAAAUUGUACCUACUUACUUAAUUCAAAUAAAAUUUGUUCAAA
Messenger RNA from Maniola jurtina (meadow brown), 6093 nucleotides. RefSeq names its product titin. The coding region runs from base 275 to 5521 and encodes 1748 amino acids. NCBI's taxonomy places the organism in Eukaryota, Metazoa, Arthropoda, Insecta, Lepidoptera, Nymphalidae. The record is from RefSeq and is a predicted model, not a curated record. The transcript is spliced from 3 exons.